Molecule: messenger RNA, 2875 nt
Organism: Tilletiaria anomala UBC 951
Lineage: Eukaryota; Fungi; Basidiomycota; Exobasidiomycetes; Georgefischeriales; Tilletiariaceae
Exons: 2
Coding region: 477-2690 (737 amino acids)
Source: RefSeq, a predicted model, not a curated record
UGAUUCGCCACGUCCUUGCCCCCACAAGCUCACAGGGCUAGCGAGGCAGAGCAAACCCACCGCUUCAAGAGCACACGAGACCCGGCGGGCCGCGGGCUUUUGUUUGCUCUGCUUGUCGCUCGCGCCCCUUGAAGCCAAGGCCAGAAGCAGGCUUGCCUUUGCGCUCGAUCGCCGCUUGGGUCAGACUGUUCGAACUUGCUCGAAUCUUCAUUCAUCAGAAUCCCUGCCAACGACCAGCCGAGUGAUCGCCAGUCGCUCGCGUCGCCGCACCACCUUCCGAUCUUUUCGAUUCGAUCGACCGGGGAGCGUCACGCAGAGGCGACUCGAAAGCAGGGCCAACAUCCACUAUAUAACAAGGCAAGUCUGUGCAGCGGCUCUGACGCUCACCGCACUGGCCACAGCCAGGCAGUUCAUCACACUCCUCGCCUGCGACAACCCGUUGGCAACGUCCCCCACCCCACUGCAAACAUAGCAUCAUGCUAGCAACACCGGCAGAGGGUUCAAGCCGACGCCGGUGCCGCCGGACCUCCUGCGUGGAUCCAUCCUCAUCUUCCUUGUCCCCCUCGCCCUCAUCCUCCUCCCGGUUGGGGAGAAAGAGGCGGCGACGGCUCCUGGCGAACAGCGCUGCCUGUGAUCGUAUCGCGAAUGUGGCAACUGUAAGAACACCAUGCGAAAGUGCAUGCAAAGGCACGUCUCGCACUGGCGCCACGAGGCGGCGCGCUAUCUCGCCUGCAGCAGCAGCGAUGGCCACCGCUCUGUUGGUAGCCAGUGCGCUUGUCCAGCCUGCACACGCCGUCUCGUCCAGCCUGUACCAUGUGGACUGCCAGACUGUGAACUGGACCAUCAUAAUUGACCAGUAUGAUGCGCCAUUCGAUAUCAUCGAGCUCUACGUCGGCAACCCGCCCUAUCUGGACGGGUCCCUGAACCCCGCUCCCCCUGUCGUCAAGGGCAAGAACGGCAAGAGCAAGAAGGUUGACAAGGACGACGAAGAUUCGUACGGCUUUGCAACCAACUUUACCGCCAGCCAGCUCGGCCUGCCUUCCAGCGGACCUUUCUUCAUCAAGGACUUUGACCUGGACUACGGUCGCACGCUCAAGCUCGACGCGAUGCAGCCGGUCGGCUUCAGGCUGUACGAUACGAACGACCCCGCGUCCAAUGUGACCAGCUCCGGUGGCUCCAGCGUCGGCGGCUGUGCGGUGCUAGCGGCUAAUGGCUACGCCAUUUCCGAGGUGCGCGGCAACGAGAUCAUGCACGACUUCUCCAUGUGCAAACAUGUCGGCCUACCCUUCAGCGUCAGCAACAACACCAUCGACUACGGCGGCAUCAGCGACAGCGACGGCUCCUCCGGUGCCGCCAGCAGCAUCAACGGCGGCAGGGGCGGCCUCAGCGCCGUCCUGUCCAGCCUGACCAUGACUGCCACCGCGACCGUGACGGACACAACAGGUGCGACAGCGGCAGCGCAGACGAAAGGCGGCUCAGAGCGCCUGGCGGGGCCGAACAGCGGCGCUGGCACCGACAACAACGACGGCAGCGGACCGGGCAAGGCCGCAACGAUCGGCACAGCGCUCGGCAGCGCCCUCGGGGCGCUGCUCGUCGCGCGCGCGGUGUACGUCGCGUACAAGCGCUACACGCGCUCGGAGCGCUACCGCCGCCGCAAGCGCGCCGCGAUCCUGUGGGAGCAGGCCAGCGAAGGCGCCGGCCGCAGCUCGACGUCGUCCGACGCGCUCGAGCGCUACUGCGACGACCCCGCCAGCUCCGUGGCGCCCUCGCCCAUUUCUUCCGCAUCGUCAUCGUCAGCAGGAGCGGCCCGGCCCGGCUUCUCCGGCAGCAGAAGCAGUGGCAGCGGUGGCAAUGGCAAUGGCAGUCGCUGCAGGUCUGUCGUCAUGCUGCAGCUCGACACAUCCCCCGCGGCGCUCACGCCCGCCAUGACGCGCGGUAGACUCGAGCGGCCGCCGCCACGCACCGCGCUAUCCUCCGCGUCCGUGUCAUCUGCAGCAGGCGCAGCGCCGCCUUUGAUGCCUUACUCGCCGCUGACACUGGACGAGCAGCGCGAGCUCGGCCUACUCUCCGGCGGCUACGGCAGCGGCAGCGCGAGUGCGACGGAGCGCUGGCCGGAUAACGAGCACGAGCUCAAUCUUCACGAGCUCGCCAUGUCCGGCCCGCCGCCCGAGUAUGCCGCGUCAGUCCGCUCGACAGAAGUCGUCCUGUCCUCGCCGGUGCAGUGGACUACUGCUCCGCCACCACCACCGCAGCAGCAGCACGGCAUCCAAGCUUCUCCCAUCAGCCCGUCUUCAGCCGUCGCGCCGCUCGAGCGGACGUUCCUGACUGCUGCGUACAACUCGCCCUUCACGUGGCAAGGCCCGAAUCCAUUUGCCCGCCAUGCUCCUCUUCCUCCAAUACCGCAGGCGGCGGCAUCAUCGUCGCGCAAGGCGGCAGCGAACGUCGAGACGAGCGAAGCCAUGCUGUCACCAUUUAGCGACCGAGCAGCAGCAGAAGCAGCGACGGAUGACGCCCCGAGUGCGAGUGCUGCUACAAAUGACGCUGAUGACGAUGCUGAUGCGAGCUCAUCCGAAGGACGCAGUGCGCACAAUCGCACGCCCAGUGUCGCGGGCACGACGCGCCUCUUUCUUGAAGCGAUCGUCAACGAGGACAACGAGUCGGACUUUUGGACGCCUACCGCCGAGGACUAGAGGACAGAGGAGUGACGAAAUGGGGAAAGGAUACAGCAGUAGCACGGUACUGUCAUGUCGUGCUGCUGCUGGUGAUGCAUUUCUGGUAAAUGCGUCUGCAGCAGAGUGACGGGCCUUUAUUAUAGCCUAGAUGUACAAAAGUCAAGUAACUUGACCUAGCCCUCUCCCCAUUCUGCGACUCUCCG